UACUGCUCGUAGUACUCGCUACUUCGAGACGUGAUCCGCCGUCACUCCGCGUCCAGGCAGUUUGGCCUGGGUAUAUGGAUCUACACGACAAGACCACAGUACUGUUGAUCCAAUACGUAUGCACAUGCAUGAAGUAUAUCUCUGCUUUCAGUGUUAAAACCAUUUCAAUUAUCAAGAUCAAGACACGCACUCUGGGGUGGCUUGUUGUGCACGAUGAGUUCUUCACUCCGCUGUUUCCUGGGGAGCCCUCAUCUAUGGUAUCCCGUGAACCAGACUGCAGUGUCCCUCCUGGGCAGCCAGAGUGUGAGAUGGAGAAAGCCACGUUGGCUGCCAGUUGCACCAAGUAAACAGUUCAGGAUCCCCAAGAAGCCACAAGUGCCUGAAGCAGAUGUGCGAGAGCUGAAACGGCUCAAUGACAACUACAAGACCGUAAUGAAAGCAGUCAGGAAGCACUUGCGAGAGGAGUCUGUCAGGACUGCAGACACCUCAGAGUUGGCCAUGCAGCAGGUGGCACAGGAGGAGGAGGAACACCAGCAACUAAUGGAGUACAACAGACAGGAGAACCUACGAGUAGCAGCCCUCAGGGAGGAAAGAAUUCGAAAGGAACAUGAGGCUGAAAUAGCACGUGUGGAGGCCUCAUUGGUGAAGCAGGCCCAGAUAGCGGCAGAGGCCGAGCAGGAAGCCUUGCGCAUCAUUAAUGAAACACAGGAACUUGUCAAAACCUUCAUCAAGCGGGAGGACUUGGAGAAAGCAAUUGAGGAAGCCAUGGAGAACCCUACUGACUAUAACUUCGCCCUAGACCAGGAGGGACACAUUUUCCGGGGCCGCACCACCAAGCCCCAGGAUGUGAAGAUUGAGGAGUGGGAGCAACUGGAGAGCAAAGUGCUAAUAUGAGGAAGGAGUGCCAACUAGCCUUGCCAUCCUUCAUCUUUUCAAUAGUAUCUUGUGGACCACUGUUGGCACUUCUUGUUGGGGGUGUUUGACCAAGUGGUGUUUUUCUUGUUAAUGGUUAGGUGUGGUAAUAAAUAGUGUUUUAUGGCUUUAUAGCCCUAUGAGUCAAACCAGUGAAAGGGUAGCACCAUUGUUUCAAAGUGUAAAAUACUGUACAAAGACAAGAGUGAAAGAUUAAAAAUACAUACUGUUUUCAUAGUCAAGAAAUUUUAUUUGCCUUUAUAAGUUGUUAAGAAAAUUAAAUGAGUCCAUCAUAAAAAAAAAAGUUAGAGGCAAUGAAAAGCAUAAAAGCUAGAAAAAUUGGAAGUGUGGAUAGAUGUACAGUCAAGUGUUUUCAGAGUGGCAGUAUAACUGGCUGAUAAGAGUGCUGAAAUGUAUGUUUCAUGAGCAGUGUGGUGCCACUGAACAGUAAGUACAUGUAGUUCCUUUUCGUGAUUAAAGAUGGUACGUAUGGAUCAUUAUAAAAAGGAUGUGUUAACUUAAGAUGUAAAUGCAAGUAUUUUACAUGAAGCAAGCAAGAUGUAGACCUCUAUUAUUAGGUAAAUAUUGUGAGAUUGAACAUUUUUUCAUAAUUUAGGGAAAAAAAAAAUUGUGAUUAAAAUUUUUCUCAAAAUUACAGAAUUUUGAACCAUGAAAUGUAGAAGUAAAAUAUGUAUAUUGGAAGUUUACAUCACUCAGUAAAAUGUACUUUUCUUUCUUUCUAAACCUUGUUUGGAAGUUAAAUAUUUUUAAAAGCUAAACAUUGUCUUCCCAUUGCUCCUAUGAACACAAAAUAUACUCACAAUGUCUCCUUUACGCAAGGAACAUGAGAUUGAAAUUUUGUUUUCGCUUUUUCUUAAUCAAAGGAAGCCAAAAUACCUUACAAUCGCGAGAAUAGGGCGUUAGAUAUUGAAAUUUUGUUUCCACUGUUAAUCCAUGGAAGCUAAAAAUCUUACAAUCGCGAGAGGUGGGCGUUACCAGGGCUACACUUGCGUCACGUACCACUACGUACUAUGUACAGUACACACUGUUGUAAUGGAGGUGGUUAUGUAGGUACCUGUAAAAGCUACAAUUGAGUGUAAUAUAUUGAGCCGAGCAAAGUUUUUUUUUUUUUCCCGCGGCACAGGCAAAUAUUCUCAAGCUACUUUUUUUUUUUUUUUUUUCGUGGCUGCGUGUGAAAGCUUCCAUUUAGCUCCAAUAUUAGACUAAGGGAUGACGGUACUACUGAGAAGCGUUGCUAAGUAGCAAUUAGAUUUCUAUCAAGCCUAAGUACGGAGAAGGCCUGCGUUUAUAUCAAGAACUCUUAAGUCUUUUUUCCUGCUUAGAUUUGCUCUAGUUCCUUAACGUUCUGGAUCACUAUUUCUACCAACCUUCAGUAUAUUUGGCAACUCAGUACUGGAAUACAGUUAAGUCCACACCAGGUGAUCGGUCUUUCUUAAUUUCAUGGAUAGAUAAGUCCAUCAAUUCCAACAUUUCUGGUACUGAUAAAUUGUUCCUUGAACUUUAUUAUUGUUAUAAUAGUAUGUACUUCAUGGAUACCUACCUAUGUGAAAAAAAAAUAAUUGUUAUUUUAUUUUAUUUUAUUUAUUUAUUUAUUUUUUUCUUACAUAGGUAGGUAUUCUUCAUGAAGUGCAGGUACUGAACCACUGCCUGCAUGUCACAUUCCAUCACCAUCACGUGAAAAUGUGCCUUCUUGACACCUGCACGGCGAUUCCACCUUUCUUUAUUAGCAGUGUCUUGCAGCAACCUAACACAUGGCGCCGCCGGGACCGUGCUGGCCUGCCCUCACAUUUAUAUUAAGUCACAUAAUGGGUAUUGAAGGGCAGUACAAAGGGCCGCUUGCCGUGACGGUGCGAACGAUGACGGGGCGGUCCGCGGUGGUGCAGACGUGGGGAUACCGGACUGUGAUGCAGCUGAAGAUCACACUGUCCAGGCUGUGGGGUCUGCUGGUUCAAGACAUUCACCUCAUCUUUCAGGAGCAGGCCAUGAUAGACGACCUCACUCUCGGCUCCUACAUGGCCGAAGACUCCACCGUCACCCUCGUGCCUCGCCUCAGUUCCGGAUUCUAAUAACCGUUUUAAUUCUCCCUGUCGCUCCUGCACCUCUGCCUGCUCUCGCCAAAACACCUACGGAGGGCUUGAUCCAGUAUCCUGCACCCAAUGCCCUAGUCUCAUUUUACUGACCCCACACUUCACUUCUCAUCCUGCUAAUUCUAGCGAAUUAUCUUCUCAUUCCAUCUUAAGAUA
Scylla paramamosain (green mud crab) is the source of this 3176-nucleotide messenger RNA. RefSeq names its product small ribosomal subunit protein mS26-like (gene mRpS26). The transcript is spliced from 6 exons. Gene Ontology annotation, cellular component: mitochondrial small ribosomal subunit. Lineage: Eukaryota; Metazoa; Arthropoda; Malacostraca; Decapoda; Portunidae. The coding region runs from base 214 to 894 and encodes 226 amino acids. The record is from RefSeq and is a predicted model, not a curated record.